CUCAUUUGAGUUUUGCUUCCUCCUUUCUUUAUGAAUGUUUUCUCUAAUUAAUACCACUAGUGGAUACAACUGUAGUUGGAUUCAUUCGCUGGAUCUGAAAAAGUAUGAGAAAAGGAAAUAAAAAAGGGUAUAAAAGGAAAGUGUUUUCUUUGUGAUGGUUUCGUCAUGUAUAAUCUUUCUUCCUAUUGUUUCAAGUUUCUAGUGUGAACUCUCGGUGGAGUUUGUCUUUUUGCGCCGCACUGAAGAGGGAGAUUAAAGAGAAAAAAGACUUUUUAUUCGCUUUUCUUCUUUAUAUUAAGGCAAAAGGGUAAAGGAACGGGGUUUGUUAAUGCUCAACUUAAUCAUUUCCUCAUGGUAUUUGUCGGGCACUAAAUAUAACUCUAGAAAGGAUGACCUUGUUCAGUCUUCUGUCAUGUCAGAGUAUGAUUUGGCAGCAGAGGGAGAUCUGUUCAAAGCUCCUGAACCUAUUAUUGAAGAGCCAAUCAUGGAUAUGGAUCCCAUGACAGCCACCAUCUCCAUGAUAUCUUGUGGGGAAGAUGUCUCCUCACAGGGACUAAAAUCCACUGAUAUUGAUAUUCUUCAAAAUGAUCAGUUUCUGCAUGAGGUGUUCUAUGAAUGUGAAAAGGAUCUCUUAGAAAAGGCAGCAAUAGAGCCACCAUUCUCUGAGAUUCUGGAAAUCAAGGUUCCUCUUCUGAACAUUGAUGAGAACACAAUUCAAGAAAACAAGCUGCUUCCUGACAUGCAAUUAGCAAAGAGUGUCAGCUCAGGAAGUUUGAGCUCAAUGGACUGGAUGCGUGGAGCUGCAAUGAAGCCUUCUUUCAUUGAUAUCCCUGCAAUAGAUUUCAAUGCAGAUUAUGGCAUGCGGAGAUCAUUUAGCGAAGGAGAUAUAAAGACUCUUGGUAAUGGUAACAUGAACAUCGUCCAAUCACCCCUUGAGAGGCCCUUGCUUAUCAGCAACUGCACCAGUGAGGAACGCUUUCAAAAGCUCUCAAGAUACAGGAAUAAGAGGACAAAGAGGAAUUUUGGGAGGAAAAUCAAGUAUGCUUGCAGGAAGGCUCUUGCUGACAGUCAGCCAAGAAUCCGUGGGAGAUUUGCAAGGACUGAAGAGUCUGAUGUCAAGAGGGAAUGAAUGACUUAUAACUGAUUUAGUAGGAAGAAAGUAGAGUUGAGUAGCUAUAUCUGAUCAAGCUAUAUGGAAAAACUCAGCAGUAAUAUGUGAUUAGAACUUAUGUGGGGAUUCUCUGUAUGCUUGAGCAGAUAUUUGCUGAAUAAACCAGGCCCCAAACUUCUUGGGGUAGUUCAUCUCUUAUCUAUUGUAUUAACGUCCCUAUAGACGGAAAUAACCUUCCAGAUAUGUAUAUAGGUUUGUUGAAUAAUGGAAAGAAAAAGAAAGGAUUUUACUAUGUUCAUAUAUAUGAUGAAAUGACAAGGUAACAUCAAUAAUUUCGUUCUCUAA
Glycine soja is the source of this 1456-nucleotide messenger RNA. RefSeq lists its product as uncharacterized. Bases 329 to 1129 code for a protein of 266 amino acids. The record is from RefSeq and is a predicted model, not a curated record. The transcript has 4 exons. Gene Ontology annotation, molecular function: protein binding. NCBI's taxonomy places the organism in Eukaryota, Viridiplantae, Streptophyta, Magnoliopsida, Fabales, Fabaceae. Gene Ontology annotation, cellular component: nucleus. Gene Ontology annotation, biological process: regulation of flower development.